AUGACUACUGCUGCCAAAAAUACGAAGAAGGGCAAGAAAGCGCAGCCACCUCAGGAUCCAGCACCGGAGGAAAAAAAGGAAGUUGUCGUAGAAUCGGAUUCUGACUCGGAUGAUUCUGUGCCUGAGCUUGCCGAGGAGAAAAAGGCAGGUGAUGCUCUGACAGCCGAUGAUGACCUUUUGGGCUUGAAUAAACAGUCUCGCAGCGAGAAGAAGGCUCGUAAAGCCAUGACAAAGUUGGGCUUGAAGCCAAUUCCGGGAAUCUGCAGAGUGACAAUACGGAAAGCGAAGACAAUAAUGUUCGUUAUUAACAACGUUGAUGUCUUCAAAGCCCCAAACUCCGAUACCUAUGUCAUUUUUGGCGAAGCUAAGGUCGAGGACAUGUCUGCUCAAGCCCAAAUUGCUGCAGCGGAGAAACUGCGGUCCCAGGCUCUGUCGGGCACCACGCCUGCUGCUCAUGCAGAGACGGCUGAGACCACUUCAAAGGCGGCUAUAGCAGAAGAGUCCGACGACGAAGAAGUUGACGCCACCGAUCUCGACGCAAAGGAUAUCGAACUAAUAAUGCAACAGACAAAUGUUUCCCGCUCAAAGGCUAUCAAGGCGCUCCGUGAGAAUGGGCUGGAUGUAGUUAAUGCUAUCAUG
Messenger RNA from Dibothriocephalus latus, 639 nucleotides. The record is from the annotation of a GenBank genome assembly. Lineage: Eukaryota; Metazoa; Platyhelminthes; Cestoda; Diphyllobothriidea; Diphyllobothriidae.